AUGUCGGGAGAUUUUGAGCGGGAGAUGCGGGCGUCAGUGCUCAACAAGCUGCCAUCUGUGCUGCGGGAGAGGGAGUUCCCUUGUUGGAGGUGGAAGGAGUUUGACAAGGGCUUUGCAUGCGAAUGGCUGAACCCUGAGACUGUGGUGGUCGGCACCAAGUGCAACAAGCUUAUCUGCCUUAACACAACCACCCAACAGUUCCAACGAGUGGCGCUACCGCGCGCGCCGCCGCGGCCGCCGGGGGUGCCGCAGCCGCUGCCGGAUGCGCCGGCCGUCAACAGCUGCGGCAUCCACGCGAUAGCGCUCAGCCCCGACCGGCGGCUGCUUGCGACCGGCGGCGCCAACCCCUCCGACUGCCAGAUCCUAGCUGUGCGCGACGAAGCCUCCAUUGCGGCGGCGCCGCAGGCCCCUCAGCUUGACCCUGUGCAGACUCUAGUGGGCCACACGGACUGGGUGUUUGGGAUCGCUUGGGUGACAGACAGGCAUGUGGUGACGGGGUCGCGAGACCAGCGCCUAAACCUGUGGAAAGUGGACACAGAGCCCAAUAGCAGCCCCAACCUGCAGCCUCUCGUCUCCCACUUCCAUGUUAUGGACAAGAGGGAAGAAAAGAAUUACAAGGUGAGGGACGUCAAAUUCAAUCGCAACCUGGGCCGACUGGCGUCGCUCACAACCAACGGCUGCGUGCAGUUCUGGGACCCCCAUGCCAACUUUGACAGAAAUGUGAGCGCCCCCACCUCUCCUCUUGCGCCGUCACUGGUGAAGUUGAAACACAGCAAGGAGGUGGUGUGCCUGGCGAUGAGCGACAACCUGGUGGCAGUGGGCAGCCAGAGCCACAUCACCCUCGUGGACCCCCGCCAGAAGACCCCCGUCCAAGAUGUGGAGUCCCUAGAUGAGGGCCACGGCGUGCGCUCGCUGAACUUCCUGGACCAUCUGCUGUCAGCCGGCAGCGGCCGGGGGCGAGUGUUCUUCUACGACCUGCGCGCAUCGGCGUACCUGGACCUGGAUAUUGCUGCGAAGCGGCAGCACUUGGGCGCCUCGCUCUCCGAGCCGGAGCGUGGCUGCCUGCAGUGCGGGACCGGCUACCUCAACCAGACCGACCCCGUCUACCUGGAGCACUUCAGCGGGGAGCAGGUCUUCAACGCCUGCUACUCGCAUGCAUGGGAUCCCACGCGCACUCGCCUGGCGGCAGUGGGGGGUCCGCUGGCCUACGGCCUCCGCGGCAGUUACAUGGCCGUCUGGAAUUAG
Messenger RNA from Coccomyxa subellipsoidea C-169, 1245 nucleotides. Its product is annotated as WD40 repeat-like protein. The coding region runs from base 1 to 1245 and encodes 414 amino acids. The transcript has 9 exons. Gene Ontology annotation, molecular function: protein binding. The record is from RefSeq and is a predicted model, not a curated record. NCBI's taxonomy places the organism in Eukaryota, Viridiplantae, Chlorophyta, Trebouxiophyceae, Coccomyxaceae.